Molecule: messenger RNA, 1831 nt
Organism: Acanthaster planci (crown-of-thorns starfish)
Lineage: Eukaryota; Metazoa; Echinodermata; Asteroidea; Valvatida; Acanthasteridae
Gene: srbd1
Product: S1 RNA binding domain 1
Biological process (GO): nucleobase-containing compound metabolic process; translation
Molecular function (GO): mRNA binding; structural constituent of ribosome
Source: RefSeq, a predicted model, not a curated record
CAGGUGUGCGUCUGAAUUGUAAAUGGGCAAGGCUGUGGUGGCAGGUGGUAUGCUGUUGGGGUGGCAGUGAGGUAUUACCCCAGCGCACUGGCAUUUCCAGGGGCCACUGAAAGCCACAUGGUCAUCAGCCCUCCCCCCGGCAUUUGUUUAAAAUGAGAGAAAAAUGAGUUGGGGUAUUUUUUCACUACCUUUCUUCAGAAGUGUUAAAAGUCCCCCAAAUUUAACCACACCCCUUAAGAAAGGGUUAAGAUUACUUGAAGAAAUUGUGAAACUCCCAACCCACAACAAAAUAGCUCUUUAUCCCCACUUGCCCUCCAAGAGCUACUUUGGGCAAGGAUUACGUCUCACUUGUUAAAGAGUGAAAAACAAAGGUUUGUUUGGGGUCAACCCCAUCUACCUUUUGUCCGACCAGUUUCUUGGAAGGACGAAAAAUUUUGUGGAGGUAAACCCUACACAUUACAAACUUUGAAUCACCCAGUUCGUUUCAACUUAGUGUCGACUGCGGUGACGAUUCAGUCAUGCCACGGGUUUGCGUAUGGUAUGUGGUUUUUUGGUACUACUCUUCCGACCGCCUCCUGAAUUGAAGCAGGUAGGCUGCAGGUCGCUUGAAAUUAAGAAAUUCCGAGACUAGGCUCCAAAAUUCGCCAGUAUUUUAAAAAUAUUCGUGAAGUAUGGGGAUUUAUCACUGCUGUCUAUGGGAAUUUAAUUACUUGUAGUGGUGCACCCCGAGAUACAGGUCCGCCCUGGCCCCGACGGAUGUUUUUGUGUUUUUUCAGUGCACAGUAGUCAGCCACUUUUGGUCUGGUUUCCUAUUGAGAAGCUUACAUUACUGCUCAGGCAGUGGAGCAGAUGAUCGACGUCGCGUUGCGCUACAUGUACGUGCGCAGUGGAAAGGGGACAUGUUUGGACAUGGUGGGAAAGUUGAACCAUGAUUGAGCGUUCUCGUGAUCAUACUCCACUUAGUCUUACUCACAUGUAGCUCAAACAAUUCCAGUAUCAUGUACUGCCAGGUGUCUAACAGUAAUACCCUGCAUUGCCUCAUCCCCGUGUGACCACUUAUAGAAACACACUGAAGCUCUGGCAGCUAAUUCCUGAUUCCCACGUCAUCACCAUUGAAUGGAGUGUGGCCUUAUCGUGUGGAAUGUAUGAUACAUGUGGCAGAUCUCUGCUGAGAACCUUGUUAUUAUGGCAAUACGUGAUUAGUUAGUCGCAUGAUGGAAAAGCCGUCAAAAACCAAACCGUCGGCCGCAGCCCACAAAAGUGACAGUUCCUCCCUGGUAAUGAAGUGGAAUAUAGUCGAUUUGCUGGCGCAGAAUGUGGAAGAGGAACAAUGGGCUGUCAAAAACUUAAUCCAACUGUUGGAAGAUGGUUGCAGUGUCCCAUUCAUUGUGAGAUAUCGGAAGGAACAGACCAAUCACAUGGAAGCCGAUAAGAUCAGAGAAGUCAUUGGUAAUUUAGAUGAACUCAAGAACGUGCAAGCAAAAGCAUCAUCUGCAGUGAAGCAGAUAGAGAAAAGUGGCAAAAUGACAGCCAGGUUAAUGAGUGCCUUCCAGAGUGCUCAAACGCUGGAGGAAGUCAACACACUGUUUGCUCCAUACAAGAGUGGGGCGAAGACGACCCUGGCAGAGAGGGCCCGGAAGCUCGGCUUGGACUCGGCAGUUGACUUCGUCCUUGAAAAGCCAGAGCAGUUCCAGCUGCAGAGUUUUGUGAAGCCUGGCGUCAAAGGCAAGGCGGAAUAGUUUGGGGGUUCAUGACCAGUUGUGUGUUGUUGUGUGCACUCAGUCUUAUUUUCAUUCAUGUCCAUGAUGUGCAUGUGGUGCAGGGGGGUGGG